This is a messenger RNA of Populus nigra (black poplar), 1767 nucleotides long. RefSeq names its product rab GTPase-activating protein 22. The record is from RefSeq and is a predicted model, not a curated record. NCBI's taxonomy places the organism in Eukaryota, Viridiplantae, Streptophyta, Magnoliopsida, Malpighiales, Salicaceae. The coding region runs from base 260 to 1537 and encodes 425 amino acids. Gene Ontology annotation, molecular function: GTPase activator activity. The transcript has 12 exons. Gene Ontology annotation, biological process: activation of GTPase activity.
AUGAAAAAUCCUAAACCUGAUUACCAAGGAAAGUGGAAGAGCUGUCAUUUUUCAAGCUGAGAGCUUUAAAAAAUUCAAAACAAUGAAUUUAUUUCUCGAAGCGUACCGUUCGUCUCGCUCCUCUUUCCAUUGAUUGACUUUGCAUUUUGUGUUUUCUACGAUCCUCCUCGACGGACGACAGACAUCAUUGAAUUCUUUUAUUAUUGUUUCAGUAACCAGCAAUCCGCCAGUUCUCGAACAAGGGAUGGAGUAAAUUUGGAUGGUUGGUUGUGGGGGAUUGACAGAGAUUGUUGAUAUUAUGAAGAGAACAGGAGCUGAGGACUUGGGGGAUUUCUAUCCAAUCCGACCUGAUUGCCAAGCGGAUACUCCAAAGCCCCGUUUCAAGCCCAGGGCUGGGAAAACUCUUAGUGAAAGAAGGUGGAAUGCUGCGUUCUCUGAAGAUGGUCAUUUGGAUAUUGAGAAGGUGCUUAGACGGAUCCAACGGGGGGGUGUUCAUCCUGCAAUUAAAGGGUCGGUAUGGGAAUUUGUGUUAGGAUGCUUUGAUCCUAAUAGCACAUAUGAAGAACGGAAUCAGCUUAGGCAACGUAGGAGGGAGCAGUACAUCAGGUGGAAAGCUGAGUGUCAACACAUGGUUCCAGUUAUUGGUAGCGGAAAGCUUAUCACAACUCCCAUUAUUACCGAUGUUGGGCAACCAGUAAUUGAUUCUGCAAUAAAUAGUUCUUUUUCAGACAAGAGAUCAAUUCAAUGGAUGCUUGCUUUGCAUCAAAUUGGUUUGGAUGUUGUUCGCACAGAUCGAGCUCUUGCUUUUUAUGAGAGUGAAAAAAAUCAGGCAAAACUUUGGGAUAUUCUUGCCGUUUAUGCUUGGGUGGAUAAUGAUAUUAGUUAUGUCCAAGGAAUGAAUGAUAUUUGCUCUCCAAUGGUAAUUCUUCUUGAAAAUGAAGCAGAUGCCUUUUGGUGUUUUGAGCGUGCAAUGCGGAGACUGAGAGAAAACUUCAGGUGCAGUGCAAGUUCGAUGGGGGUGCAAACUCAGCUGAGUACGCUUUCACAAGUAAUUAAAACUGUUGAUCCGAAGCUUCAUCAACACCUUGAGGAUCUAGAUGGUGGUGAAUAUUUAUUUGCAUUUCGCAUGUUGAUGGUACUCUUUAGAAGAGAGUUCUCCUUUGUGGAUUCUCUGUAUCUUUGGGAGCUGAUGUGGGCCAUGGAGUACAAUCCAAACAUCUUCUCUUUAUAUGAGAAGCCUAUUGCCGAGUCAGACAAGAGUGCUGCAUCGAUGUUGAAUAAUAAGCUGCUAAAGCAGUGUGGCAAGUUUGAGAGAAAUAAAGUGAAGACUGGAUGUAAGGACCAACAGAGUGCACUUGCUGUUUUUCUUGUUGCCAGUGUUCUUGAGGCCAAGAACAAGAGAAUUCUAAAGGAGGCUAAGGGUCUUGAUGAUGUCGUCCAGAUAUUGAGCGAUAUUACUGGAAAUAUGGAUGCUAGAAAGGUAUGCAAAGAGGCAUUGAAGAUUCAUAAAAAGUAUCUGAGCAAGGCCAAAAAGUGAUAAACAUAUGCUGGGAAUCACAAACAAGUAAAAUCGAAUUUUGCUCCCAGAUUCUUGGCGGCAUUGGUGUCACGACUUUCUCUCGCACGCCAAUUUCGUCAUUUUCUUUUCGGAAAAGGUCUCCUAGUUGUUGAUUUUUCCCCUCUAUAAAUUGAAGUCAUUAUGAUGUUUAUAACAUUUUGAUAUGAAAUGAUUCUGCAUAAAUAGCAGGCACAUCAUUUUUAUGUGAA